UGGAGUGGAGGUGGAGGUGAAGGGGCAGGAGCCGCAGUCAGCAGCGCAGAAGAUAGUAGAGGAAGGCGCGCGGCCUGGGGGAAGAGAAGGAUGGAGAAGCAGCAGAAGGACUAUGAGGCUGAGGUCACCGAGCCUUGGUUUUCUAAGUGGGAGCGCCAGUGUCUUGCCGAGGUGGAGCAGGAAGAGCAGCUUUCCCCGGAGCUGCAGGAGGAGGCAGCUGCUGAUGCGGCGGGGCUCAAGAUCGAGCGGCAGAAGCUCUGGAACCUCUUUCAAAUCUCAGCCACCGCCGUGGCCCAGCUCUACAAAGAUUCUGGGUGCCAACAGCCAGGACUCUCUAUGUGGGACCCCUUCCAGAAUGCGGCCAUGGCCGUGACCAGCCUCUACAAAGAGAGCGGGGAUGCCUACCAGCGAAGUUUUGAACUGGGCGUCCAGGUUGGCUAUCAGCGUCGUGUGAGAGACGUGCUGGAGUGGGUGAAGAAGGGUAGAAGCACCAUUCUCCGGGAAGACCUCAUAAGCUUCCUCUGUGGCAAAGUACCCCCCACCCCUACGCCGCCACGCCCCUUCCGGACGUCCCCUAGAUCAUCCGCCGCUGCCUCCACCCAGGCUGCUGCCACUGAGACCAGCGCACCUGUGGACGUCGACCUGCAGCCCUUCCAUGAGGCCAUUGCCCUCCAUGGCCUCAAUGGCGCCAUGGCAAGCGUCAGCAUGCGAUCUGGCGCUCCUGGUUCCCCAUCUCAAGAUGGAGGUGUUGCCAGCAGUGGGCGUCGGAAAAGUAGCUUUCUGGAAGAUGAUUCGAACUUCUUGGGCCCAGAAGAACUGGCUGUCAGCCUGGACAGUGGAGGAAUCCGCAAGCGCACCUCCGCCCAGUUUGGUGAUGCCACCACAGACUCUCCAUCCCACAAGCGCAACCGAAUGGUCUAAACUGCCACCUUGGUUGACCAACAUCCACAAACUUAUUGCUGAACGGUCAACUCCAUCAUCAACUUGCUUGUUGAGACCGUACUGGAGACUUAAAGAUUUAUCAAGUUUACCAUAAAGAAAACUUAAAAGUAUUCUAGAAGAGGCCUCCUAUGACUCUGACUAUCCAAAAAAAUAUAAUUCCAUUACAGAACAUCAAAUAUCACAUAGUUAGCAAGAUCACUUAAACUUUAAAGCAAAACAUAUCCAGUGAGAGCAGGAGCCUGGUUUAUCUUGUUCAAGUUGUAUUUCUUAGCACCUUGUACAGUUGUUGGUGCUCAGUAAA
Molecule: messenger RNA, 1243 nt
Organism: Psammomys obesus (fat sand rat)
Lineage: Eukaryota; Metazoa; Chordata; Mammalia; Rodentia; Muridae
Gene: Hapstr2
Product: HUWE1 associated protein modifying stress responses 2
Exons: 1
Coding region: 91-921 (276 amino acids)
Source: RefSeq, a predicted model, not a curated record